Messenger RNA from Ixodes scapularis (black-legged tick), 1653 nucleotides. RefSeq names its product mucin-5AC-like. The record is from RefSeq and is a predicted model, not a curated record. The coding region runs from base 74 to 1552 and encodes 492 amino acids. The transcript has 3 exons. Lineage: Eukaryota; Metazoa; Arthropoda; Arachnida; Ixodida; Ixodidae.
UGUGCCGGACAGACUGCUGCUGGUGCCUCGUGCUGACCGUUCUGCCAUACGUCACUCGUGUCUUCUGCCACCCAUGACCCGUGGGAAGAUGAUUCUUCCGACAUUUAUUGUGGUUGCCGUCUUGGCGUGCAACUUCGGCGCCGUGGACGCCACUUUCGACUUCGGCUCGCCGUUCUAUUGGCUCCGCGACAACCCGGUGGAUCGUACUGCCAACGCGAACUUAACCCUGAACGCUACUACCAUGACGUCAGAGACAACGACCGUGGUACCAACGACCAUUGCGACCACCUUAGCAACCACGACCGUGGCGACGACCGAGGCAUCAGCGACGGAGGCAUCGACGACAUCUGCGACCACGACCAUGGGGACGUCCAACACGACCUUCGGCACGACCGCGGCGACGACGACCGUUAUGGACCUGUUGGCUACCGCUCCACCCGCCAACUACAGUUCCAACUACAGCACCGUGAACUUGGAUGAGCUCGCGCUGGCCAUUGGCCACCUCCAGGACCCCGUGCUGAAGCUGGUGACUGAGGCCGACGGUACCGCUAACUUCGUGGUGUUCGACGGGCGUCAGGGUGCCUCCGAGACUGUGUCCACAUCAACGAUCACUCAGGAUUUGACUACUGUGACCUCGGAGGCGGCGCCAGCCUCUACAACGGUACUACCAACGUCUCUGUUCACCACGACAGGUUCCCUAGGCGCUGUCUCAGACCCGCCACCGUCCUUCUCCGGGCUGCUCGCUUUUCUGCGGCCAUACAUUCCCGGCCUGAGGGCGCCGCUGGUACCGACUACUCAGAACCCCUCGACCCUGUCCACAAUCUCUCAGAGUACGCCCGUGGAAUUCAGGGAAUCGGACGCUCCACCGUCUGAGGCUUCGACCACCAUCACCGUCGAACCACGGAGCGUUCCGGUCACCACUCGUCCUCUCCAGACUCCACCAGCUGGACGUAGCCCGCAUCCUUCUGCUACUGCGGCUACCGUAGCCGCCACCUCUGGAAUGGACUUGGUAACCCAGUCUGCUACUGUCGGUACCGUCAUGACUGCGACUACCACCCGUCCAGUUCCUGCAUCGGCAGUCCUUUCCACCACAAUUGUGACCAUGGCUGCGAGUCUUCCAACGGGCACCACCCCUGUUUCGACGCCGUCUUCAACUGUGUCAACCACCGCGGAGGCAACCAACACCACCUAUGCAGACAAUACGAAGUUCCCAGACGUCACGGCUGACUUCAAGACUACCACUAGCCCACCUUUCAACACCCGUUCGGCCACACAUGGGGAAGGACGCGUCACCACGCAGUUCAAGGUCACCAGGCCCACGUCGUUCGUAGUGGCCUCCAGCACAGUACCUCUGGCGACACAUCAUGGCGUUAUCAAGAUCACCGAAGUGUCAACGGAUGCUGCGAACGUCACCCAGCCUCCUCAGCUCCCGGGUCUGCCCUCGAGUCUCGAUGGUCUCCAGGAGGACGGCACCAUGAGGCCGCUGGCUGAAACCGGUUCCCAGUACCGUCACUACUACGAUCCUAGCAUGAUCAUGCGUUCGGUUCGUUAAUGACCGCCGCGGUUUCCAAACCGGCAGCUUUUUAAUCUUUCUCAUUUCAUAACCAGCUGCAUUCAAGCGUCAUUGUGAAAUAAACAAUGCUUCACCCCUUU